AUGCUGGACGAGAACCACCACCUGAUCCAGUGUAUCCUGGACUACCAGAGCAAGGGCAAGACGGCCGAGUGCACCCAGUACCAGCAGAUCCUGCACCGGAACCUGGUCUACCUGGCCACGAUCGCGGAUUCUAACCAGAACAUGCAGUCCCUGCUGCCCGCCCCGCCCACCCAGAACAUGAACCUGGGCCCCGGAGCGCUGUCCCAGAGCGGCUCCAGCCAGGGCCUGCACUCCCAGGGCAGCCUCAGUGAUGCCAUUGGCACGGGCCUGCCCCCGUCCUCCCUCAUGCAGGGCCAGAUCGGCAACGGUCCGAACCACGUGUCCAUGCAGCAGACGGCACAGAGCACACUGCCCACCACCUCCAUGAGUAUGUCGGGCAGCGGCCACGGCACGGGGCCCGGCUACAGCCACUCGGGACCCGCCUCGCAGAGCGUGCCCCUGCAGGGCCAGGGCGCCAUCGGCAACUACGUGUCCCGGGCCAACAUCAACAUGCAGUCCAACCCAGUGUCCAUGAUGCACCAGCAGGCGGCCUCGUCCCACUACAACUCGGCGCAGGGCGGGAGCCAGCACUACCAGGGCCAGUCGUCCAUCGCCAUGAUGGGCCAGGGCGGGCAGGGGAGCAGCAUGAUGGGGCAGCGGCCCCUGGCGCCCUACCGGCCCUCCCAGCAAGGCUCGUCCCAGCAGUACCUGGGCCAGGAGGAGUACUACGGAGGCGAGCAGUACGGACACGGCCAGGCCGCCUCGGAGCCCAUGAGCCAGCAGUACUACCCUGACGGACACGGAGACUACGCCUACCAGCAGUCGUACACGGAGCAGAGCUACGACCGGUCCUUCGAGGAGUCCACGCAGCACUACUACGAGGGCGGGAACUCGCAGUACAGCCAGCAGCAGGCGGGGUACCAGCAGGGCGCAGCCCAGCAGCAGGCCGGGUACCAGCAGCAGUACCCCAACCAGCAGAGUUAUCCCGGGCAGCAGCCGGGCUACGGGCCUGCCCAGGGAGCCGCCUCGCAGUACUCCGGGUACCAACAAGGACAAGGCCAGCAGUACGGAAGCUACAGGGCAUCUCAGACGGGCCCGUCCGCCCAGCAGCAGCGGCCUUAUGGCUAUGAGCAGGGCCAGUAUGGAAAUUACCAGCAGUAA
Puma concolor (puma) is the source of this 1140-nucleotide messenger RNA. The record is from RefSeq and is a predicted model, not a curated record. NCBI's taxonomy places the organism in Eukaryota, Metazoa, Chordata, Mammalia, Carnivora, Felidae.